This is a messenger RNA of Stereum hirsutum FP-91666 SS1, 414 nucleotides long. RefSeq lists its product as uncharacterized. Bases 1 to 414 code for a protein of 137 amino acids. The record is from RefSeq and is a predicted model, not a curated record. The transcript has 3 exons. Lineage: Eukaryota; Fungi; Basidiomycota; Agaricomycetes; Russulales; Stereaceae.
AUGGCUCCUAUGUUCCACGCCAUAUUCACGAAUACCACCAAAGUCAACAAGCUCAGCAUACCGCUAUUGCUUUGCGUGGCGUUUCGUAUCAUCGUCGCCAGCAACCUACCGGACGAGGUCUUGGUCUCGGUUUGGGCAACAGUCUCCCAACACAUCAAUCCAAUGGGCCUUCGCGCACUCCUAUCCUUCGUUCCGUUGUGGUUCCUCGUAGUCUGGCUUCCCUUCGUGGACGAGACUUCCAUCCAGAGCGAGCCUAUUACGGGUUCAACCAACUGCAUACAAGCCGAACAAUCAGCCAGCGAGCCUGACUUCAGUGACUCCUUGAAGACAUCCGAAUCAGAACAUGGAAUCACAAUAGAAGUCGAACAAGUAAGUAUGGAUGGUGUGGUGGAUGGCGUCGUGACUCAAGAGUAG